Brugia pahangi is the source of this 615-nucleotide messenger RNA. NCBI's taxonomy places the organism in Eukaryota, Metazoa, Nematoda, Chromadorea, Rhabditida, Onchocercidae. The record is from the annotation of a GenBank genome assembly.
AUGUUUGCUGGAUGUCCAUUUAAGAUAUUGGAACAACCGAAAUUCGUCUAUGAUGGAAAAUGGUUGAAAAUGCGUGAAGUGCGAUUUCGCAAAUCUGAUUCCUUACCAGAACAGGUCUGGGAGUCUGUUCACCGCCGAACUGUUCCAAGUUCGAAACCAGAUGGUGUCGAUGUGUUAGCAACUUUGCAUAAAGAUGGCAAAAAGUACUUUAUUCUCAUCAAACAGUAUCGAAUUCCUAUGGCUGGCAUGUGCUUGGAAUUUCCAGCUGGUUUAAUCGAUGAAGGAGAAACUGUUGAGGCUGCAGGUUUACGUGAAUUGAAAGAAGAAACAGGUUAUACCGCUACAAAGGUUUUAUCGUGCACAAAAGGUAAACAAGGCUUAAGCCCUGGUCUUUCGGAUGAAAGCGUUAAUUUUAUGAUAGUCGAAGUUGACGGUAAUGCACCAGAGAAUAAAAAUCCAAAACAGAAUCUGGAUGAUGGUGAAAUUAUCGAGGUCGUACUUGUUGAAUGUGACAGGCUUUUGCCAUAUGUUGAAUUAAUUUGUACAGAAGUUCAUGUGGAAUCGAUGUUAUAUGCAUUUGCUUUGGGUAUGAAUUAUGCGCAGCAUUUUCUGUGA